AGCAGCAUAGCAUGAAUCGUCGUCCUCCAUCCAGUAGCAGUCACAGUCAUUAGCAGGCAAAAAUUGCGGUAAUCGUCGUCGCCGUCGGUCGUCGUCUUUUUCGGGUUUCUUUUCCUACUUGUAAUGGGAAUGAAUUCGGUGAUUACGGUGGAAGAAAACAACGUGUAGUGCGUGUUGAUCGUGAAUAUUCUGCAGAAAGUGAGUUUAUCCCACUGGAAAACGUGUUUUCAAUCAAGUUUUCGUAGAGAAAAAAAUGUGCUGCAGCUGAAACGCUUCUCCUCACCGAGGCAGACAAGAAUCAUUCAAGGAAGAGUAAGAAGCAGCAACACCGCAAGAAGUGUGGUUGAAGCAGCAGCAGUAGUAGCAGUAGUAGUCACAAAACGAAUAAUAAAAACAGCAAAAAUAAAAUAUAAUCUUCGAUCGUUAACCGUUUGCAAGGAAAAGUGAGUACUAAGUGGUGUUUGAUCGCACAAAAAAUCGCGAAACGUUAGCCUCGUCGGGCUGGUAUUGGUGAGAUUGCGAGAGUGUUUUUCAAUAGUUUGCUCCCGUCGGAGAGCGGAACAGUGUGCGUGCGUCAGUGGCGAUAAGCAUACGGCAUCGAAUAAAACAUCAACAAAGAAAAAAAUUGCCAAGAAAGCAGCUGAAGCAGUAAGUUUGCUUAGCGGAAGUGAAGGAAGCUGUAAAAGAUUAUAGAGCAAAAACAAAUCGUGAAAAAGGAACGCUGAGGAUUCGAAAAAAUUUUCUACUUUCUGUGCCCUCGUAACGAAGGAGUAUUUGGUUCAGCAGCAGAUCAUUCGCCAAUCGACCACCGGUGCAUCCUCGUAGGAAGGCAUUGUUGUUGUUGUUUUUGUAUGAAGGAACGCUCUGGUAGUGGUUGCGACACGAUUUGACAUGGCCGGUAAUGGCGAUACAUCCUGGUGCUUUUCACAGAUAAAGGGUGCCCUGGAUGACGAUGUGACCGACGCGGAUAUAAUCUCGUGUGUGGAGUUUAACCACGAUGGCGAACUGCUAGCCACCGGCGACAAGGGUGGCCGCGUUGUUAUAUUUCAGAGAGAUCCUGCCUCCAAAUCAUCAACACCGCGGCGCGGCGAGUACAAUGUUUAUUCCACCUUCCAGUCUCACGAGCCUGAGUUUGAUUAUCUCAAAUCGUUGGAAAUCGAGGAAAAAAUCAACAAGAUUCGAUGGUUGAGGCGCAAAAAUCAGUCGCACUUCCUGCUGUCGACCAACGACAAAACGAUAAAGCUAUGGAAGGUAUCGGAGCGGGACAAACGGGUAGAGGGGUACAACACGCGAGAGGACAACGGUUGCAUACGUGAUCCGGCGACGAUCAACUCGCUGCGGGUGCCAUCAAUAAAACCAAUGGAUCUGAUGGUGGAAGCAUCACCCCGUCGGAUCUUCGCCAAUGCUCACACCUACCACAUUAACUCGAUAUCGGUAAACUCGGACCAGGAGACAUACCUGUCGGCGGACGAUCUGCGGUUGAAUCUGUGGCACCUGGAGAUCACCGACCAGAGCUUCAAUAUCGUCGAUAUCAAGCCGGCCAACAUGGAGGAACUGACGGAGGUCAUCACGGCGGCCGAGUUCCAUCCGACCGAGUGCAAUGUAUUCGUGUACUCGAGCAGCAAGGGUACAAUUCGGUUAUGUGAUAUGCGCUCGUCGGCUCUGUGCGAUCGGCACGCGAAACUGUUCGAGGAACCGGAGGACGUCGACAUCACCAACAAGAGCUUCUUCCGCGAAAUUAUCAGCUCGAUCAGUGACGUCAAGCUCAGCAACACCGGCCGGUACAUGAUAUCGCGAGACUAUCUGAGUAUUAAGGUGUGGGAUCUGCACAUGGAGACGAAGCCCAUCGAGACGUAUCCGGUGCACGAGUACCUCCGUACCAAGUUGUGCUCGCUGUACGAAAACGACUGCAUCUUCGACAAGUUCGAGUGCUGCUGGAACGGCAACGACAGCUCGAUCAUGACCGGCAGCUACAACAACUUCUUCCGGGUGUUCGACCGCAACAGCAAGAAGGACGUCACGCUGGAGGCCUCGCGGGACAUCAUCAAACCGAAGACGGUGCUCAAGCCGCGCAAGGUGUGCACCGGUGGCAAGCGGAAAAAGGACGAAAUCAGCGUCGACUGCUUGGACUUUAACAAGAAGAUUCUGCACACCGCCUGGCACCCGCUGGAGAACAUCAUCGCCGUCGCCGCUACCAAUAAUCUAUUUAUAUUUCAGGAUAAGUUUUAGCUAAUAGUAAGCGUAGUAGUAAAAAUCAAUUAUAAUUGUUUAGGUUGAAAACACGAUAGGGAAAGAGAAAAAGAGAAGCGGGAAAGUGCGAGUGUUGGGAAGGGGAAAAAACAGGAUUGAAUUGAUGAGCAAAAACGUAAUUUAUAGGUACUAGAAGCCAAUGGUACAUUUCGACUCAGAAAUGAAACAGCAAAACGAGGAUAAGUAAAGAAAUAAUUAUGAAAUUAAAAACAACAACAAAACAAUGUGAAAGCUUUUAUAAUAUACCAUACGUAGAAGAGAUACACACAGGAAUACAAAAUAAAAAAUAAACAACAAACACAGCAGAAUAAAGAGAAAGGAAAACAUGAAGCAAAAAUUAUUCUUACUAUUAUCCUUAAUAAAAAAAACUAACGAAGUAAUAAUAAAAGCAGAAAAGCAAACAACAAACUCGCAUCGUGUGUUUGUUAGGGAAUUCGAUGGCUAAAACAAAGCUGCCUGAUGAAAGUAUGUGCUGGAAUGCAUGCGUGCGAAUUGUGCGUGUCAGUUGUUGUUUGAAACACAAGACAACAGAAGAAAACGAUAUAAAGAAAGCAGCAGCAGCCGCAAGCGAAUGCGAUUAUUAUCGAUUAUUAAUUAAUAGUUUAGUCUUAAAUUUGACCAUCAGUAGCGUAUCAUCAUCAUCAUUCUCACUCUUAUCAUUAUAAUCAUCGUAAAAGAAGCAGCAGCAGCGAUGCAAGCUAACUAAAGCACGCAGCAUCAUUAUAGUUUUUAUUGAUUAUUUCUUAGACAGUGAGAAACAAAGAAAGACGACGAAAAAGGAAAGAGUAAAAAUAAUAGGAACAAAGAUUACAACAAAAAAAAAGCUAAAAGAAAAAAAACUAGGCUAGGGCUAAACAAGCUACCACAAAACAGAAAAUUAAAAAAUAACAAUCGCGUGAAAGAUGCCAAGUGACACACCCGCAGGUUAAGCGAUUGCAGUCUGUCUUGCUCAAUCAAAAUGUGCGAAAUGAGCGAAAUGUAUUUUUUUUUGUGUUUUGACCCGGGUCGGUGGUACCCCAGAGACUGCACGGUAAAGUGUCGCAUGUCGUGUAUUUUGUGAAAAAUUGAAACAAAUCGAAUGAACAAAAUAAGCAGAGAAAAAAAACGCAUCAAGAUUGGAACAAUUUAAACAAUUGGCAUAGGAGACACGCUCUAUCUCUUUCUCUUCCUCCUGUCGCUACCCAAAUGCGGAGGAGAUUUGGCGAAUAUAAAGUUUUAUGUUGCGAAUUAUUGCGAGUAAACAAACAAACAAACAAAAAACAGCUAAUUAUUAUAUUAUAUAUAUAACACUUGGAAAUAAGAAGGAAGAGAGUUAGUUUGGCUUGCGAUGUGAGUGAAGGGAGAAGGUGCUUUUCUCAUCGUCUGUGCAUCCAACCGAACGCUUUUGUUGGAAUCAAAAAAAAAAGAAAAGAA
Messenger RNA from Sabethes cyaneus, 3663 nucleotides. RefSeq names its product protein phosphatase PP2A 55 kDa regulatory subunit (gene tws). NCBI's taxonomy places the organism in Eukaryota, Metazoa, Arthropoda, Insecta, Diptera, Culicidae. Gene Ontology annotation, cellular component: protein phosphatase type 2A complex; cytosol. Gene Ontology annotation, molecular function: protein binding; protein phosphatase regulator activity. The record is from RefSeq and is a predicted model, not a curated record. Bases 892 to 2229 code for a protein of 445 amino acids. The transcript has 5 exons. Gene Ontology annotation, biological process: peptidyl-serine dephosphorylation.